This is a messenger RNA of Nylanderia fulva, 3208 nucleotides long. RefSeq names its product calcium-independent phospholipase A2 VIA (gene iPLA2-VIA). Gene Ontology annotation, molecular function: protein binding; long-chain fatty acyl-CoA hydrolase activity. Gene Ontology annotation, cellular component: mitochondrion. NCBI's taxonomy places the organism in Eukaryota, Metazoa, Arthropoda, Insecta, Hymenoptera, Formicidae. The record is from RefSeq and is a predicted model, not a curated record. Gene Ontology annotation, biological process: positive regulation of ceramide biosynthetic process; lipid metabolic process.
GUACAGUUCAUUAUUGUGAGAAAAAGCAUAAAUGUGCAAAUCUGGUUGCAUCAAGCAGCUGCAAUAAACGAAAUGGAUAAUUUAUUUUUCAACAUUGGCAGCCCUGACUGCAGAACUUCAUGUUUUCAUCGUGCGAGGUCUUCAUGGUCGAUCCGACUGACGAGAGUGUUGAAUAACGUCAAGAAUCCGUGCUUUUAUACAGGAUGCGAGCCGGGUAAAUAAAAGAACGAGUGGCCCGUGUCUCGUCGUUCUAUCGUCACGAAACAUCGUCACUUCGUCGCAACCGUCAACCGUCAGGCAUCAGCUGGCACUAUGGCAUGGCUCGGCACAAUCGCGAAUAAUGUACUGCGAAAAUUCUCGGAUGUGCCGCCGAACAUCGUCCAGGAAGUUCGACCGGAACAGUAUACUAAUCGACGUAUACAUUCCCGCGAGGAUGGCAUCGUUCUCUACGGACCUGGGGACAAUAAAAAUCAAGAUAAAUACGAGAUUGUGUUACACAGACCCUGCACUGAAACCCUGCAUCAGGCGUACAGUUUGUUCCGAUCGGAAACUCUGGAAGGUGGGGAAACACGGUUCUUAAUAUACAAAGACAAAGUUCCCGUACUCGUACAAAUAGUACGCGAGAUGUGCAAUGUUGGGAAAAUUCAAAAGCUUUGUGAUACUUUGGUAGAACAUCCGACUUGGACUCUGGCACAUCUAGCGGCCUAUUUCGCGCUUCACGAUGCUUUCAUGCAUGCCGUUGUUAACAGUCAACUCAACAGCGGUGAUUUGGAGACCGGAAUUUCACCUUUACAAGUCGCCAUACAGACCAACAACUUACGCACCGUCGAAAUGCUAAUAGCGGCGAAAAGUUCGCUGGAGCAUCUGGAUCAUAACGCGAAUACGGUCUAUCAUUACGCUGCUACGUCCACUAAGGAGAUCAUUCUCGCUCUGGGUUCGGGUCUUCCAAACAGUCUAAACAGCCGUAACAGCAACGGUCAUACUCCCAUCCAUGUGGCGUGUCAAAAUGAUAAGCCCGAGUGUGUCAAAGCACUCUUGCUAAUCGGCGCCGAUGUAAACAUACCUGCUACCGAAGGCCAGCCCUCCAGUCCCGGCUACGUCGGCGAUUUUCUCCACGACAAGCCGAACGUGCUUCACGUGGAAGACAUGAAGUUUGGCGGCACUCCAUUACAUUGGUCGCGCAGCCGAGAGGUGAUCACGGCGUUGAUCGACACCAACUGCGACAUCGAUGCGCUCAACUUUGACGGGCGCACCGCAUUACACGUGAUGGUGAUGCGCAAAAGGCUGCCCUGCGUGGUUGCCUUGUUAGGUCAUAUGGCGUCCAUUAACAUUGUCGACAAUGAUGGUAACACACCUCUACAUCUCGCAGUCGAGGCGGAGACUCCGGCUAUCGUGCAGACGCUCAUUGGCUUUGGCGCCGAUAUCGACGCGCGGAAUUGGAAAUCGGAAACACCCAGACACAAGGCAAACAUCGAUACCACUGAGGGUAACAAGAUAAUCUAUUUGCUGCAUGCGGUAGGCGCGGAAAGAUGUCCGGCAGAGAUGACAAACUGCCAUCUUGGUUGUAAAUACGGCGAAAACUAUACUGGCAUCGCGCCAUCGGAACCGCCGCAUUAUGUGCCGCGUACAAUUCUCGAUCAGAUGCUUCACGUAUCGAGCAUGGAGAAGAUGGCCGAGCAUGGACGUAAUAAGCGAAUCAGGGGCGGCAGACUGCUCUGUCUUGACGGCGGUGGUAUUCGUGGACUGGUGCUCGUGCAGACGUUGCUGGAGAUUGAAUCGGUGCUGCAGAAACCGGUGGUGCACUGCUUCGACUGGAUCGCUGGAACUUCCACUGGCGGCAUCCUAGCGCUCGGUCUUGCUGCGGGCAAGUCCUUACGGGAAUGCCAGGCGCUCUACUUCCGCAUCAAGGAAGAUGCCUUCGUAGGCUCGCGACCUUAUAGCAGCGAGGGUCUCGAGAGAGUGCUAAAGGAAUGCCUCGGUUCGAAUACAGUCAUGGCGAACAUUGAGAAACCAAAGAUAAUGAUCACGGGCGUGCUCGCCGACCGGAAGCCCGUGGAUCUUCAUUUGUUCCGUAACUACGUGUCGCCCAGUGCCCUGUUGAAAGUACCGGAGAAUAAGAUGUUCAAGUCGACGUUAUUACCGCAGGACCAACUCCUUUGGAAGGCAGCAAGAGCGACCGGUGCGGCGCCGUCGUACUUUCGAGCGUUCGGCCGGUUCCUGGACGGUGGUCUGAUUGCUAAUAAUCCCACCCUAGACGCCAUGACGGAGAUUCACGAGUACAAUCUGGCGCUGAAAGCCACCGAUCGUGAAAAGGAGGCAAUACCGCUGUCGCUGGUGGUUUCUAUCGGCACAGGAAUCGUGCCGACCACUGCUACGCUGAACGAGAUCGACGUUUAUCGACCUGAUAGUCUCUGGGAUACCGCCAAGCUCGCAUUCGGUAUCUCGGCGCUGGGUACGCUACUGGUGGAUCAAGCAACAGCCAGUGACGGCCGGGUAGUAGAUCGCGCCCGCACCUGGUGCUCUAUGAUCGGAGUACCGUACUACAGAUUCAAUCCGCAAUUGACAGCGGACGUCGCUAUGGACGAGAAGAGCGACGAGGUUCUGGCAAGCAUGAUUUGGACCGCGAAGGCGUUCAUGCAUGCGAAUCGAGAUCAAGUGAAAGAACUGGCAGCUAUCAUCGAUCGCGAUACUAAUUUGGAUAGUGACUGAGAAGUGCAGCGUUGUCUUAUCGUGGAAAAGUACCUGGUUGUAGAAGUAUGUUACAUAUAUUAUUAUAUCUUGACGAUUUACCGCUGGUUCGGUUGAUAAUUAUGUAAUUAUGUAAUUAGUCUAGCAAAUGUCUCAUCACGUAGGUAGCAAGUGUAUUAGAACCAAUAUUUUACUAUCGUCGAUUUCUCGACGAGUGUAAUAUAUAUUACAUUGGUUUCUUUUCACUUAUGUAGGCAAUGCAAUUUGCGAGACGUUUGUAUAUAAACGUUCGCGUUUUUUUCUGUCUUUCAAUGUCGAUUGUUGAUAGUCUAGUUAAAUUAAAUUUUUUUCUCAGCAAUUAGGAAUCUCAUAAAACGAGAUAUACAAUUUAAUAUACAUAUCAUUUUUUAUGUAACUGAUGAGUUCAAUUGUAAAUUCCGUGUUUACAUCUUUUUUUUUUUUUUUUUGUAUAAUUGCAGAUAGUCUCGAAGAAUAUAAAUGUCACAUGUUGAAUCACAAA